AUGGAUGGUAAUCAAUGCAUUGGUAUUGUUGGUUGUGGUAACAUGGGUUUUGCACUUGCCGAUCGUUUAUUUUUAUGUGGCUUUACUGUAGUAAUGGGCAGUCGUUGUCCAGACAAGCGAACCGGCACACAAUUUGAAGUAGUUUCCAUUGUUGAAUGUAUUCGUCGUUCGCCUAUUAUCUUCGUUGCCAUUCAUCCGGAACAUUAUAUUGAAUCUCUUGCAUCACAUCUUGAACACGAGCCAUUAUUAUUUAAUGGUAAAAUUCUCAUUGAUCUAUCGAAUCAAACUGGCAAAAAACUGCAUCUGAAUGAUUCCUCCAAUGCAGAACGACUUCAGACAGCAAUACCCAAUGCUUUUGUUGUCAAAGCAUUUAAUAAUAUUUCGUCGUUUGCGAUGCAAAGUAGAACAGCAGGAGAAUCACGCAAUGUUUUUGUUGCAAGCGAUCACGUAACAGCCAAAGAUAAAGUAAUAACACUCGCACACGAAAUGAAUUUCAGUUCGUUUGAUGUUGGUUCCCUUCGAGCAGCACGUCAUCUAGAAAAUGAUACUCGAUCUCUAUUUUCUGAAUGGCAUAUCCCAAUCAUUGUCACACUUAUCGUUUUAUCCAUCUGGCUUCUUUAUACACUCUGUAUGGAAUUUGUUAGUACACAAACGACUUCAUGGAAUCAACUUUUUUUAAAUAUAGCUAAUAAAACUUUAUGUGUAAGUGCCAUCACUAUGUUAGCCAUUGUCUACAUGCCUUCGAACCUCGCAUGUAUAUUUCAAUUAGCCUAUGGAACUCGUGAACAACGAUUUCCAAUGUGGCUAGACCGAUGGCUAUUAACACGAAAACAACUCGGUAUAUUGACAUUUGCUCUAGCUCUUGCUCAUACUAUUAUGACACUCAUCCUUAUGACACCAGCUUAUUAUGCAACAUGGUUUCAUCCUGUUGAAAUCAUGAUUUCGACUGUUCACAAUCAGACACGAUUCGUCGUAGAGAGUGGUCUUAUGACUGCAAAAGGCGAAUUGGCAUCACUGCUAGGUAUUUUAACUCAACUGUGCAUGUCCAUUCUAGCUAUUGCAAGUAUUCCUGCAAUAGGUAAUCUGUUGAAUUGGCGAGAAUGGCGUUUUAUACAAUCAAAACUUGGUAUUGUCACAAUGUUACUUGCUAUUGGACAUGUCGUUGCAAUGGCUUUGCCCCGUUGGAUAGCAGUGGGAGUACAUAAAGCAUUCUAUAAUCUUGGUUUACUCUGUUUAUACUUUCCGCUUCUGACUUUAUUACUAAAAUUCGUAUUUUGGUUACCUUGCUUCAGCGGUCGACUCUAUCGCAUUCGUCGCGGAGAAAAUGUGAAGGAAACUAUUCAGUCAAAAGAAAAUGCAGAAAUAUGA
Rotaria sp. Silwood1 is the source of this 1368-nucleotide messenger RNA. NCBI's taxonomy places the organism in Eukaryota, Metazoa, Rotifera, Eurotatoria, Philodinida, Philodinidae. The record is from the annotation of a GenBank genome assembly.